GUGAAUGAAUCUUCCUAAAAGGAAAACAAACAAUUUGGUGUUCCAGCGUUUGCACAUGCUGGCUGUCCGGUGCUGGUGGUGAAUUGCGCCGGCACCAGAUCGCAAUUCUAAUUAUACAUUUCGCACGUUCUCUCUGCGUUCAUGUGUAAACAUGUGGUCCGGUAUUCUCAGAGAUUAGUUACCUCCCAAAGAUCGCUCGUCUUCGACAAGGAAUGGGUUGCAUCAGCUCAGUCAUAUUCUACAUUUGGCGUUAUUAACUGGCUCCGAGGUGUCACUUAUAAUUAUUUUCACCGUUUUUGCAAUGGCAAACGCUUUGGAUUCGAUUUCAUUGACAAGUCAACAGUUUGUGAUGCACCUACCGCGUCCACCCGUAAGUGGUGAUGAAAUAAGUCUGAAAGUGAAACUUAAAGAUGACUUCGAAAGAUUCUCCGUCAACCUGUGCCAGGAACGCACCGAAGGCAAUCAUCAUCAAGCGGAAGCUGAUCGAAUCGUGUACCAUUUUGGGCUUCUAUCCGAACGCCUUACCGGAACCGAUUCCUGUGCCGUCCUUCAAAAUCACAAAAACUCCAGAUGGAGCGAUCUGGGAUCGGUCAGCUCCGACGAAGGUUUCUGUAGCUUUCCUUUCCUGUAUCUGAUCUUCCGGUUUCAAAUCGAGGGCAUAAAAGUGUUCGUGGACGAUACGCAACAUUCGCCGGACUACGAGCAUGACACGGAGUUUCCAAUCGAAACGAUUCGUACCGUUGAACUUUGGGAUGACCUGGACCGGAUAGAGGAAAUCACUUUGCGGUAUGCCGAAAGAUCAUGAGGUCGAGAGACUUUUCUCUGAAAUUGAAAUCAAGUAUUCCCCCAGUUAGUCGGAAGAUGUAAUAAACCAGCAGCAGCGAUUGAGAUGGUGAAUCAUUUUUGUUUAUACAAAGACGCGCUUCAAGAUUACGGUACUGUAUGCUGCGGGGUUUUGAGCGUUUUUGUAGUAAAUGGUACAUUAUCGCGUUGGAAUUAUUUAAAAAUGUUACUUAUACCGUACCUUUUCAAUGUUCUACUCU
Molecule: messenger RNA, 1043 nt
Organism: Uranotaenia lowii
Lineage: Eukaryota; Metazoa; Arthropoda; Insecta; Diptera; Culicidae
Exons: 2
Coding region: 302-805 (167 amino acids)
Molecular function (GO): carbohydrate binding
Source: RefSeq, a predicted model, not a curated record